CUGCAACCUUCUUUGAUAUGCUUGAUCUAGUUCAGCUUUUCGUCACCACAAUAUUUCAACUUUGGCAACACUAAGUCUAAAUUCUUGCUCGCGUGGUAAAUUCAGGGCUCUGAGGGUCUGUCCACCAUCAUAAUUUUUAUUUAAUAAAAAUGACGGGUUUCACUGAAAAACCCAUUAUAAUCGAUGGUAAAGGCCAUCUUCUUGGUAGAUUAGCUGCCUUAACUGCUAAAACUCUGCUUAACGGUCAAAGUGUGGUUAUUGUUAGGUGUGAAGGAAUAAAUAUUUCCGGAAGUUUCUUUAGAAGUAAAUUGAAAUAUCUUUCAUUCUUGCGUAAAAGAUGUAAUAUCAAACCAUCAAGAGGACCUUUCCAUUAUCGUGCUCCUGGCAAAAUAUUCUGGAGAACAGUUAGGGGUAUGGUACCCCACAAAACAAAGCGAGGUGAUGCAGCAUUGGAACGUUUGAAGGUAUUUGAAGGCAUCCCACCACCAUAUGACAAAAAGAAAAGAAUGGUCGUUCCAUCUGCUUUAAGAGUACUCAAAUUGCACCCAAGAAGAAAAUACUGCAGUUUAAGCCGCCUAUCCCAUGAAGUUGGCUGGAAAUACCAAACUGUUAUAGAGACACUAGAAGCUAAAAGAAAAGCUAAAUCUGCUGCAUACUAUGGAAAAAAGAGGAGGGAUGAGAAACUGAGGAAAGUUGCAAUGGAAAAAGUAGCUAAAACCAUUGAACCACAAAAACAAAUUCUUCGAUCCUAUGGCUACAAUGUAUAGUAAAGAUUUUUUCAUUAAAGUUGAAAUUUGAAUGUG
This is a messenger RNA of Parasteatoda tepidariorum (common house spider), 803 nucleotides long. RefSeq names its product ribosomal protein L13A (gene RpL13A). Gene Ontology annotation, molecular function: structural constituent of ribosome; mRNA binding. Lineage: Eukaryota; Metazoa; Arthropoda; Arachnida; Araneae; Theridiidae. The record is from RefSeq and is a predicted model, not a curated record. Gene Ontology annotation, biological process: negative regulation of translation; translation. Gene Ontology annotation, cellular component: cytosolic large ribosomal subunit; ribosome.